AUGAUAAAAAGUGUGAAGUCCAAAGUAACGCUGUCUCUUGCGUUUUUUCUGUUAACCUGUUUGUCUCCGCAUGGAAAAGCGAAUUGUCAAUCCCUUCUGCCCGUGUCUUACGCAACGCACCAGUUGUACUCGUUUGACAAGUUGACUCCCGUGGAUGUAAAAAGCAACUUGAAGAAGACCUUAGGAAGUUUUAUAACUAGCAAGUUAAAGGACUUACAAAAGAAGUUUUACGACUACAAGGGUUAUGGAACGCAUGGACACGGCAGUAGUGAUGAACAGGGAGAAGCUCUAAGGACGGACUAUGACGCCUCACUCGAAGAAGAAGUGAAAGCACUUCUAGGGCAGGCACAAAACAAAAGAUACCUAUCCAAACGAAUAAAGGACUCGCAUGAUCGUGCUUUGAAAAAUUUAAAAAGGAGUAGCAAUGAAGAAGGAAACGACGAAGAAAAAACAAGAAAAUUGCUGCAACAUAACUUAGAACAAAUAAAUUAUCUAAAUAAAAAAUCGCAUUACCUGGAAAGUAAAGCAGAAGAGCUAAAAAAGCAUUUGAAAAGUGGCAACAAUAAAAAUAACCAUUAUGAACAUCAAGGCAAGAAUUGUGAUAUUUACAAGACGGGAAAAUUAAAAUUUGUGGCUUCAUCUAAUGGAUUAAAACAUUCUAUUGACAAUGUUAAGGGGAGAAUUAACAACUCUGGUUUUACCAUUUUUUACAAAAAUAAAAAAAAAAUGACAUAUUUGUGGAAUGCUUUGGAGCUACCUAUCAAAUUAAUUGGUAAUGUAGAGCAGUGUUUUGUUUUUGCAUAUAAAAAUAAUAACCAAAUUUUAUGUACAGACAAUAAGAUAAAAACAGCUUCUUGGGUUAAUAGUCUGGCAGAGGCCUCCACUUGUUAUCACUUUGGCAUAAGAGGAAUGCUUGUCAAUACAAAUAAUGUUAAAAGUGUGCAGGAGAAGCUGGCUAAAAAUAGGAAAAAUGAUGCGGGUGGUAAAAUGUUAGUAGUCGAUUUAAAGCCCGAGGAGGGAACAACUCGGGUGUUCGUGAAUAACCAAGAGCAGAAGGUGCAGGACGGACAUGAUGGAGUGAUUGAUUUGAAUAAAAUUAAGAAGAACAUGGAGGAGGAGAGGCAGACGAGGCAGAGCACGCGGGAGGAAGUUUCCUCUGGGAAAAACUCUGGCACGGAUGGGGAUGAGGAGGAAAUGGGGGAGGCGCAAGUCGUUGAAGAAGAUGACAGCGGUGCCCAAGCGAGUGACGAGGAUGAAGAAUAA
Messenger RNA from Plasmodium fragile, 1263 nucleotides. RefSeq lists its product as uncharacterized. The coding region runs from base 1 to 1263 and encodes 420 amino acids. Lineage: Eukaryota; Apicomplexa; Aconoidasida; Haemosporida; Plasmodiidae. The transcript has a single exon. The record is from RefSeq and is a predicted model, not a curated record.